Aspergillus steynii IBT 23096 is the source of this 1432-nucleotide messenger RNA. RefSeq names its product extracellular exo-polygalacturonase-like protein. Bases 1 to 1314 code for a protein of 437 amino acids. Gene Ontology annotation, molecular function: polygalacturonase activity. Gene Ontology annotation, biological process: carbohydrate metabolic process. The transcript has 3 exons. The record is from RefSeq and is a predicted model, not a curated record. Lineage: Eukaryota; Fungi; Ascomycota; Eurotiomycetes; Eurotiales; Aspergillaceae.
AUGAAGCCCUCCGCCCUACUAGCCCUAACCCUAGCGACAGGAGGCUGCGGCGUCAACGUCCCCGAAUCCUUCCUGCGGUCCAUCCGCUCUCCUCGCCCAUUCCACGCCCAGGACUCCCCCGUGCGAAACCAGACCUGCAUCGCGGAGAGCCACAACGAUGACACCACCGACGAUUCCGAUUACAUCCUCCAAGCCAUCAACGCCUGCAACCAUGGCGGCCAUGUCAUCUUCCCCCACGGCCAAACCUACCGGAUCGGCCAGGCGCUGAACCUCACGCAUCUCUCCCACGUCGAUCUGGACCUGCAAGGUGCCAUCCAGUUCUCCGACGACCUGGCCUACUGGCAAAACCACGCCUUCGACCUCGAGUUCCAGAAUAGCACCAGCUUCAUCCUGCUGGGUGGUCGCGACGUGAAUCUCUACGGCGGCGGAUCGAUCCACGGAAACGGCCAGCCCUGGUGGGAUGCCUACGCGCAGGACAAGAACAUCCGACGGCCGAUCCUUCUAGCUACGGCGGGGCUGCAUGGUGGGUCGGUUUCGGAUCUGCAGAUGCUCAGUUCGCCGUUCUGGCAUAAUAUCGUGAUGGACUCGACGGACGUCGUGUUCCACAACAUCUACAUGUACUCGGUCAGCGACAAUGAGAACUUCGAGAAGAACACCGACGGCUGGGACACGUACCGCUCGAGCCGGAUUACCAUCCAGAACUCGACAGUGAACAACGGAGACGACUGCGUCAGCUUCAAGCCCAACAGCACCGACAUCACCGUGCGCAACAUGCACUGCAACGGCACGCACGGCAUCUCCGUCGGCAGUCUGGGUCAGUACCCGUCGCGCGUCGACUACGUCGAGAACAUCCUGGUGUUCAACGUGAGCAUGUACAACUCCUCCGAGGGCGCGCGUAUCAAGGUCUGGCCCGACGCCUACUCCGAGAAAUCCACCAGCCUGGUCGGGGGCGGCGGCGGCGGCCUCGUGCGAAACGUCACCUACGACACCAUGUGGUUGGAUAAUGUCGACUACGGAUUGACCAUCACCCAGUGCUAUGGGCAGGACGACGAGGAGGAGUGUUUUAAGCAUCCGGCGAAACUCAACAUCACGGAUGUCAAGUUUCACAAUAUCCGUGGGCGAACGAACCGUGUCUUUGCACCGCUGGUGGCGCAUCUGGUCUGCUCCAGUCCGGACACGUGUUCCGGCAUCUCGGCGCAGGAUGUGGAUAUUCGGUCCAUCAACGGGUCGAACUUGGUGACGUGUCGGAAUAUCGAUCGGCAGAAGCUGGAUCUGAACUGUGUGGAUUGGAGUAAGGGGUAUAAUCCGGCUUAGAGUUGGGAGUAUGCAACGGGCGAUGGUGAUGGUGCAAUAUAUACCAACGUUGGGAUUUAUGAUAAGACGAUAGAACAGGGGCUUGGGAUGAAUGUCUACUAUAAUACUGAGAUCGAUC